AUGUCUCUCUUUCUGUUGUCUCCGUCUCCCUCCUUCUACCAUCUCUCUCAUUCUACCAUCUUCCUCUCUCUGUUGUCUUCAUCUCCCUCCCUCUGCUGUCUCCCUUCUGCUGCCGUCUCCCUUCCUCUAUCGUCUCCCUUCCUCUAUCGUCUCCCUUCCUCUACCGUCUCCCUUCCUCUGCUGUCUCCCCCCUUACACCAUCUCCCCCCUUCUGCCUUCUGCCUCCUUUCGCUGUUUCCUUCCCUCUACUAUCUCCAUCUCCCUCCCUUUUCCAUCUCCUUCCCUCUACUGUCUCCCUCCCUCAGCUACCAUCUCUGUCUCCCUCCCCUUCUGCCAUCUCCCCAUCAAUGA
Messenger RNA from Suillus subaureus, 351 nucleotides. RefSeq lists its product as uncharacterized. The coding region runs from base 1 to 351 and encodes 116 amino acids. The transcript has a single exon. NCBI's taxonomy places the organism in Eukaryota, Fungi, Basidiomycota, Agaricomycetes, Boletales, Suillaceae. The record is from RefSeq and is a predicted model, not a curated record.